AUGGGAAGAGCUCCAUGCUGUGACAAAGCCAACGUGAAGAAAGGGCCAUGGUCGCCCGAAGAAGAUGCUAAGCUGAAGUCCUAUAUUGAGCAGCAUGGAACUGGAGGCAACUGGAUUGCUUUGCCUCAGAAAAUCGGCCUCAAGAGAUGCGGAAAGAGCUGUCGCCUUCGAUGGCUCAACUACCUUCGUCCCAACAUUAAGCACGGAGGAUUCUCUGAAGAAGAAGACAACAUCAUAUGCAGCCUCUAUAUUAGUAUUGGAAGCAGGUGGUCAAUUAUUGCUGCACAAUUACCUGGAAGAACUGAUAAUGACAUAAAGAACUACUGGAACACAAGGCUGAAGAAGAAGCUCCUUGGGAAGCAGCGAAAGGAUCAACAUGCUCGAAAAAGUGCCAGCCAAAAGCAAGAAAUGCUGCGAAAGGGGAUGAGGGAAAAUAUUAAUCAUAUGGUUUCUUCUUCUUCCUCUGAUUAUAACAGUAACCAAAGUCCCUAUUGGCCUGAGCUGCCUGUACUGCCUCCAGUACCCUACUCAAACGAAGAACCACGCUUUAAUGACCACGCUUCUAUUAGAAAGUUGUUGAUAAAACUUGGAGGAAGGUUUUCUGACGAUGAUGAUCAACCAACAAAUGGCACCAUGAAUACCAAUCUUCAGUAUCCUUUGGAUAGUACCAAUUCGUUGGUGCAAGUUCAACCACUUUAUGAUCAGCAGAUUAAUAUGCUAUCUUCUGCCCCCCUGGAUGUCUUGAAUACAACUUCAUCUUUGCCAGAAACGCUAUACACCAUUGAUGCAGCAGAUUUGUCAACUUUACAAGGACAAAACAGCUUUCAAGCUGGGCUCGAGCAAAUGAUCUGUAACAAUCCUCAGAGAUUAGAUGGUCUUGAGUUCUUAUGCGGAGAUAUUUUGAUCAAUCAUAGGACCGGGAAUACUUGUGGAGGGAGUUCAGAUUGGGGGGAGAUGAAUUCUCUGGUACUUCCUGCUGUUGCUUCCGGCUAUGAGGGUCUUCAACAAGGGACGCUGCAAGAAUGUGCAAUUGAUCAAUUGAGGUACCUUGGACCAUGA
This is a messenger RNA of Coffea eugenioides, 1059 nucleotides long. Its product is annotated as transcription factor RAX3-like. Bases 1 to 1059 code for a protein of 352 amino acids. The record is from RefSeq and is a predicted model, not a curated record. The transcript has 3 exons. Lineage: Eukaryota; Viridiplantae; Streptophyta; Magnoliopsida; Gentianales; Rubiaceae.